GUUUACGACAAGGGCAACAAGUUUUUGUUUUUCGUUAAAUGCGAAGGAGCAUGUUCUUUUAAGUGUGUUUGUUGGUAGUUAAAAAUGUUUAAUUGCACUCGAGCGUUGUAUAAUGUUACAAAUUUAACACUUUUUCUUCGAAACAACAGAGAAAAUGCUGUAAAAAUUUUAUCUACCAAUAUUGUAUUGCCUACAAGAGAAAAACAUGGAAUUCGGAAGAUAAAAGUUCAUGAUAAUUAUUGGGUACCCAGAAGAAGGGCUCUCACUGAUGAUAAACUAACUGAAGAAAAUAAAGCGUUCCUUCAAGAUGUCAUUGAGGAAAGAUUUUUGAAACCAGGCGAAAGCCCUUUGAAAGAAAAUCAAGAAGUAGAGAGAGCUAAAUGGACACCAGAAUCUGUAAGAGUUGGUGUCAUUGCUAGAAAAAUCGGAGCAUAUCCCAUGUGGAAAAAAAAUGGGGAAAAAGUAUAUACUACACUUUUGCAGGUAGUGGACAACCAUGUUAUAAGGUACAACCCUCCAGAAAUUUUCUCACAAUCAAAAUACUAUAGUAAUACAAGCAAUAAAAACAGGACGUAUGGAAGUUUAGUUGUAGGAGCUGAAAAUGCCGAUCCACAACUGUUUACAGCAGCAUAUAAUGGCCUUUUUGCUGAAGCAGGUGUAAUGCCUAAGAAAAAAUUGACACGUUUUCGAAUAACCCCUGAUGCUAAAAUUGAGCCAGGUACACCUCUGUUUGCUAAUCAUUUUAGAGUUGGAGAUCAUGUUAAUGUUCGAGGAAUAACACGGUAUCAGGGUUUUCAAGGUGUCAUGAAGAGAUAUGGUUUCAAGGGUGGACCUAAAACACAUGGUUGUACAAAGAGUCAUCGUCGCCCGGGAUGCAUCGGCGGUGGUAGAGGUCGAGGUGUGUGGAAAGGAAAAAAAAUGCCAGGAUUAAUGGGUGGACGUUACAGACUUCAUGUAGGACUAAAGGUUUGGAGAAUCAAUACAAAAUACAAUGUGAUUUAUGUGCAUGGAAGUGGAGUUCCUGGUGGUAUUAAUAGCUACUGCACAAUCUACGAUUCUUACGUGACUAAAAAACAUCAUACAGAAGAAAGUCCCCCACCCUUUCCAACAUUUUACCCAGAAGAUGUAAGUGAACCAUUGCCGGAAAAUACGUUUGAUAAAGACUUGCAUACAUUUUCUGAGCCAUCAGUUAUCAUAGAAGAAGAGGAAACCAAAGCAAAAUCUUGAACAUUUGUGCUUUUAACAUAUAAAGCAAUUGCUGGUCAGCUAAGCUAUUGCUCAGUGUUUGAUAUCUGAAAUGAUUUAAAUAAAGCUUAGCAUU
Uloborus diversus is the source of this 1321-nucleotide messenger RNA. RefSeq names its product 39S ribosomal protein L3, mitochondrial-like (gene mRpL3). Gene Ontology annotation, cellular component: mitochondrial large ribosomal subunit; ribosome. The coding region runs from base 85 to 1227 and encodes 380 amino acids. NCBI's taxonomy places the organism in Eukaryota, Metazoa, Arthropoda, Arachnida, Araneae, Uloboridae. Gene Ontology annotation, biological process: translation. The record is from RefSeq and is a predicted model, not a curated record. The transcript is spliced from 9 exons. Gene Ontology annotation, molecular function: structural constituent of ribosome.